AUGGGUUCGGCCUCCGCUGCCGCGUCCCGCGCCUGCCGCCCCGCGCUCUGGACCGCCGCCCGCUGCCGGAGCCCCGUCCCCCUGUGGCGCCUCUGCUGGCCCCGGAAUCGGCCCGGCGCGCGCUUUGCGCCCCUCGCCUUCAUUCAGACUGCUGCCAGAGCAGGCCCUGGAGAGGCUUCGGGGUCAGAGAAGGAGCUGCCUGACAAGGCUGACCUGGACUCUUUCCCCCAGGCUGGAAGCAGCCUUCCCGAGCCCUGCCAGAGCUCUGGCGAAGACGAGGACUGGGCGUCAAGUGCAGACGAGGCGGAGAGUCUGAGGCUGUGGAACUCUUUCUGUAACUCCCAGGACCCCUACAACCUUUUGAAUUUCAAGGCUCCGUUUCAAACCGCAGGAAAAUGGCAAGGCCACUGUGACUUGGAAAGCCCACCUGAACCCCUCGUGAGCGUUUCUGAGCGUCACACCUCACUUUCUUAUAAGGUGCAAGAAAGCGGCGGCCCAGACUGGGUGCACUGCCAGCUUCUGUGUGGGGAGAUCCACAGGCAUAGCAAAAGGAAAAAGGUUACCUUUCUCGAAGAAGUUACCGAGUAUUAUGUAAGCGAUGAUGAAGAUCGCAAAGGACCCUGGGAAGAAUUUGCACGGGAUGCAUGCAGAUUCCAGAAGCGAAUACAAGAAACGGAAGCUGCUAUUGGAUAUUGCUUGACAUUUGAGCACAGAGAGAAAAUGCUUAGUAGAUUUCAGGAAACAUGCUUCAGAGGCCUUACUGGGUUCAAGCUGUGUUAGGUGAUUUGAUCGCCCCCAGCCCAGCAGACACUACCUCUUCCUUGAGACGUGUCUUUGACAGACAAAAAUCGGCAGCUGUCCUCUGACAUUCUUUUAAAAGGGAAUGCAACUUGGAUCCAGUAACCUAGUCGAAUAUCCUUUUGCAACACAUGCCACUCAGAAAUAUCCAGGGUCGGAAGAUGCACGUAUGUGAUUAUUUCUGAUCUUCCCCUGCUGCAGGCGUUUCUUUCAUGAGGUCAUGGCUGUGGCUUUGAGUGCAGUUUGCUUGUUGAGCUGAGAAGGGGACCUUGUACAUUAUGAUUUUUGCACUUUCAAAACUUACUUUCUUGGGAAACAAUAUUUAUAGGGCUCAAAGCCCAUUUGCAGUUCUAAUUUAAAUUAUGUGCACCUGUCUUCCCAGCAUUCUGAAAGUAGUAAGACUUGUGUUUCCUCUGUAUUUUUUAUUUCUGGGAUUGGGUCCUUCUCCCUGAAGGCUAAGAAAAUAAUCUUGUCUAUGCUACCGACUAAAAGUAUGUAAUCUGGUGUCACUGUUUCUUUAGGAAAGCGUCACUUUUCUGCCAACUGUUUGUGUCUAACGUACUUAAUUUCUGUGCUGACUGCUCGGUAGAGGGGUUUCUGUGUGUGUUAGUGUAGUUCCCAGUUGAAAGCGGUUUUUUGAAUCUUUCAACAGGAAGAAAUUGUUGUGUAAAAAGACUCCAGGAAGUAAUCAUCGCAUCGUGGACAUUGCUUUUUUUAAACACAAGAACCUAGAGUCUGCGUAGGAAGAAAACAGGAGACAUGUCAGAGCAACUUGGUUUUGUUGUAUAUCCUCAACAAAAAAAAAAAGGAAGGAAAACUAAACAGUGUUAUUAAUUGCAUGCCUCAGCACUGUCACUUUUAAAACCUGUCAGGGUGACACUGUACACUUGGGAAUGGGCAGUUCUGAAUUUUCCAGUUUAACAUGUCAAAAUAUAGACCUGGUCACUGCCCCGAGUUUAUUAUUAUUUUCCACUAUAUUCAUGGGAGAAGUAACGGCAAGGCCUGGCUCCUCUCAGCAAAGGGUAGAAAGUAGAUGAAACGCCUAGAAAGUAACUGUCUUAGCCCAGUUUCCUUUUGCAUCACCAUGUGCAGUGACUGGUUGUGCUUGGUUUAUUAGCUCCGUGUGGCCUGCAUCUGUCAGGGUGCGGGACUACCACCCAACUUGUUCUUGUGAGUAGAGUAGAUGCCUCUGAACUUGGGACUUGUCUGGGAGUGCAGUUUUCAUCAGAAGCGCUUACAGGGUUACUACCUCAGUGCAUAAUCUACCUGGUCAUUACUUUCUAUCUGGUGUGCUCUAACCUGCCUCUAGUGUUAACACACGUGUCCACACAGACACACACUGAGAGGGCAACACUACAACCGACAGUGGGUCAUGUUUCGGCAGAGCCCUUCUCAUUCGGUGCGCCUCCCCUCCAGGUGAUGACAGGCCUGCAGCCAGAGUCUGGGCUGAUGCCGUGGAGACAGGCUGGUUUCAAGUACCAGCCAUGCCCACUGGAAAGCAGACAUCAUUUUUCCUGAGGAGUGGGGGGAUAUUUUCCUUAAACAUUAAGGGUGGUUUUGUUUAUUUUUGUUGCUUUUUUGACUAGCAUACCUUUUAUUUAUUUCUAAGACUUGGGUUUUGUUUUUGUGUUUCUGACAUCUGGCACCUCUAUGUAUUGGAAAAGAGGAAGGCAUCUUUCCAUUCCCUGGGGCUUGAAAAAUCAUUCCCUUUGCAUUCCAAGCUCACUACCAAAUGAGUAAAACAUUGGCUGUGCAUUCUCCCAUAGACUCCCCUCCUCUGAACUUGGACAGACAGUGACGAGGGCAGUUAGACUGAAGGAAGAGAGUAAGAAUCGUUGCAUCCUAAUCCUAGUUAGAACAGUUAAUCAUCACCCCUACCCCAGCCCCAUAAUCUUAGAAGUAAGAUCCCUGGAGGUUUUAUUGAAAUAUUGUACACAUUUAAAGGUCUGUAAUGGUGCUUCAAGUGUCAAUGUAGCGUGUGAAAAACUUUGUACAGAAAGGUCCAAUUUCUGAGUGUUGAAAUGUGAUGACAGCACCGCUUUUACCUUUAACUUGAAAUCAAAACGUCAGAUUUUAUUUUUUUAUAAUUUAAGGACAGUGAAGUUAGGGGAUGAGAAUAUGUCUAAGUUAGCUUCUCCAGGUCUAAUCAUUCAAAUGUAACCAGUUUUUGGGGGUUUUAUAGCUAAAAUUAUAUUUGUGUAUAAAAUUAUUAACCAAUCUGUAAAUGGUAAUAAAUAUAUUUGCAAUGAAACGGUCCGU
This is a messenger RNA of Echinops telfairi (small Madagascar hedgehog), 3057 nucleotides long. RefSeq names its product protein phosphatase 1 regulatory subunit 15B (gene PPP1R15B). Gene Ontology annotation, molecular function: protein phosphatase regulator activity. Gene Ontology annotation, biological process: response to endoplasmic reticulum stress. Bases 1 to 780 code for a protein of 259 amino acids. Gene Ontology annotation, cellular component: protein phosphatase type 1 complex; endoplasmic reticulum. The record is from RefSeq and is a predicted model, not a curated record. Lineage: Eukaryota; Metazoa; Chordata; Mammalia; Afrosoricida; Tenrecidae. The transcript is spliced from 3 exons.